Messenger RNA from Trypanosoma conorhini, 447 nucleotides. Its product is annotated as glucosamine-phosphate N-acetyltransferase. Gene Ontology annotation, molecular function: monosaccharide binding; glucosamine 6-phosphate N-acetyltransferase activity. Gene Ontology annotation, cellular component: endoplasmic reticulum-Golgi intermediate compartment; Golgi apparatus; endoplasmic reticulum. Gene Ontology annotation, biological process: UDP-N-acetylglucosamine biosynthetic process. The record is from RefSeq and is a predicted model, not a curated record. NCBI's taxonomy places the organism in Eukaryota, Euglenozoa, Kinetoplastea, Trypanosomatida, Trypanosomatidae. The transcript has a single exon. Bases 1 to 447 code for a protein of 148 amino acids.
AUGCUGGAUGCAGCCGGUGAAGUGGAAUUAAAGGAUGUUGAAGAGGAGGACGCGCCGGGUCUUUUAGAACUCCUCAGGCAUCUGACGGACGCACCAGAUUUAGACUCGUCUACUUUGCGUGCAAUUGCCGAGGCGCGCCGUCAAGCUGGCAUAGUCACGAGGGUGCUGGUUCACCGGCCAACCAGGCGCGUUGUGGGGACUGCGUCGCUGUUUGUCGAGCCCAAGUUUUCGCGUGGUGGGAAGUCCGUGGGGCAUAUUGAAGAUGUUGUCGUGGAUCCCUCAUACAGGGGCAAGAAACUUGGACAAGCCCUUGUCUGUGACCUCUGCGAUAUUGCCCGUUCACGGGACUGCUAUAAAGUUAUCCUCGAUAGUGCAGAGACUUCAGUGGAGUUUUAUAAGAAAUUGGGUUUUAGGUCUCUAGAACGACAAAUGAGGCUUGAUUUGUAA